AUGCAAACCCCCACAAUGGAACCUAACAUGGAAUCCCUUAUUGAAGUUGAAUCUGUGAAAGACCCAAACAUGGAACCCCUUAUUAUAGAACCCUUUAGUGAAGCCCUGGGUGGAUCUAGUUAUAGUGAGGGUAGUGGAGAUUCAAGUGAUAGUGAUCUCAUUGUGGAUGAGGAUAACUUGUUGGAUGAUCCUCAGGUGGACAUGCAUGAUUUCUACCUCAACAUUGAUGAUAAUUUGGAGUGGGUUGGUGAUGCCCCUAUUACAAUAGAGAAUGUAGCAAUGUGUGAUGAGGAGACGAAGAUGAUCAACACUGAUGUUUUGCAAUCUGAGUCAUCAUCCGAUGAAGGGAAAAUGAGUAAAAGAAGAAAUAAAAUUCGGGCUACUGAAAGGGCACUGAUAAAUGAUGCAGCUCAAGUGAGUGACCCUUUCUACAUACUUCAAACAUUCUUAAGUUCUAAGGAAGCAAAAGACAUAAUUUACUUGCAUGCAAUAGAGACAAGAAGAGAAUUGGAUAUUGUCAAGAAUGAUAAAAACAGGGCCAGGGUAGUAUGUAAAGGAACAAUACCAGAUAUGGGGAUACUUGAGACUUCUAGGAAAGGUGGACCAAGUAAAACUAGUGGGAAAGGUGGGCCAAGUCAAAGGAACAUAAAUGGUGGACCCAGUCAAACGUGUGAAAAAGGAGGACCAAGUAAAAAGAAAAGUGCAGUGAAAGUAGAUGAAAGCAAUAAGUGCCCUUGGAAACUUUUCGUAAGUAAAUGGAAAAAGGAUGAUGAUUGGACUGUGAAAAUGUAUGAAAAGGAGCAUAAAUGUCUCCAAACAAGAAAAAUCAAAGCUUGUAAUUACAAGUUUCUUUCCAAACAAAUUCUUGAGCAGUUGGAGUCUAACCUAGAAAUACAAUCAGGGCUUUAA
Lactuca saligna is the source of this 909-nucleotide messenger RNA. Lineage: Eukaryota; Viridiplantae; Streptophyta; Magnoliopsida; Asterales; Asteraceae. The record is from the annotation of a GenBank genome assembly.